Messenger RNA from Poeciliopsis prolifica (blackstripe livebearer), 4445 nucleotides. RefSeq names its product scavenger receptor class A, member 3 (gene scara3). Gene Ontology annotation, molecular function: pattern recognition receptor activity; low-density lipoprotein particle binding. The record is from RefSeq and is a predicted model, not a curated record. Lineage: Eukaryota; Metazoa; Chordata; Actinopteri; Cyprinodontiformes; Poeciliidae. The transcript is spliced from 14 exons. The coding region runs from base 197 to 2011 and encodes 604 amino acids.
GACGUCACUCUCUUCGGAACUCGGCCCGCUCCGCCAUGAUGAACGUCAAAACAACCAACGCGCUCCGAUGGCGGCGAUGGAACAAACUGUUGGACAGCAGCCGUUAAUCAUCGGUGUAACCGCGGAUUAGCAGCGAACAUUUUUGACAAGGCAAACUGGAAGGGCAUCACCUGGCAGACAUCCAAGGACAGAAACCAUGAAAGACAACAACGGUGGAUACGAGAACCAGCUAUUCAAAGAUGAGGACUUCAUGGGAGAGGAGGAAGAAAUGCCUUCAUUUAGAGGUCGUUCAAGAGUGGGCUGCAUGAGAUGCCAGCAAAGCCACUCCCUCCAGCUGGCUGUCAAGGUCCUCUAUGGUUUUGUUGCUUUCCUCAUCAUUACUGUUGUAGUUCUGGCAUCACUAGUGUUCAAAAAGGUGGACAAUUUGUCGGAAGAGGAAUCAGCUCACAACAAGAAGAUUGCAAAAGUUCAAGAAGGCAUAGAGGAUCUGAGGUCUGUGUCGAACAGUUCAGACUGCCUGGAUGUCUCGUUUUACAGUGAAGAGAUCAGCAGGCUAAAGAGAGAAUUUGAAGAUAUUCAGAAGAUGAUACUGGGUCAAGAGCAGAUUCUGGAUCAGGCAUCCCAAACCCAAACCACCAUAAAAGCAACAAGCAACCAGCUAACAUGGGAAGUCCAAAACCACCUCAUGUCACUCAAACUCCUCAACCAAUCUCUGGAGAGAUUCACCAGUCAGGUGCAGGGUUGGAAGGAGGUGAUUGAUGAAACAGAAGAAAAGAUGAAAACUUUAACAGAGGAUCAGUUCGACGUAAAAGCAACGGCGCAACAAGUCAACACAACAGUAGCACUCAGCACAAUGUGGAUCGAUGCCCUCCAAAAAAAAGCAGAUGAAGAGACCACCGUCCUCCAGACGUUGACGAAUAAUUUGCAGAACUACACUCGAGUUUUGAGCGCCAUCAAAUCCAACACCAGCAACACCUCCCAAAAAAUGCGCUCCCUUCAGACCACAAUCAUAAUAGAUCAGCAGAAAAUGGCAAUGUUCUCAGAUGUGAUCCAUGACCUCACACAACAGGUUAUGAACCUCCAGAUGCAGCUCGACAAUGUGACGUCGUUAAUGGAUGAAAAUGAGGAGAACAUGCAUGAUCUUCAGUAUCACUCCAGGUACUACGAGAACCGGACUGGUGAGCGUUUCUCAGCUUUAGAUGGCCGUCUGAACUCCAUCGAGAUGGAGAUCGAAACCAUCGCCUCAAGCAUCAACGCCACGGUCAGCCACGUCCAGAGCAUGUACAAGUACAUCAACGUGGAGAGCUCCUCCUGCAAGAGUCGGCUGGGCAGACACACCGAAGACCUACAGAACAUGAACACCACCGUUUUCUUGCUUCUCAACCUGGCCAGCACUCUGAAGCAGCAGAACAUGCUGCUGAACGUUCGGCUAGACAUGGAUGUGAGGAAUCUGUCGAUGGUGAUGGAGGAGAUGAAGCUGGUUGAUGUUUUUCACUCCCACCUUAUUAAUAAUUUCACUAUUAUUAAAGGCGCUCCUGGGCCACCUGGGCCCAAAGGAGACCGUGGUGAGACUGGCCCAAAAGGACCCAUGGGCCUUACUGGUAGUAAAGGUAACAGAGGCCCUACAGGAGGCCGUGGAAACCUUGGCAUGAAGGGUGCGCUUGGUGUUAGAGGAUCACCAGGAGAACCGGGCCCUAUCGGCAGCAGAGGGCCCCCAGGUCUGAAAGGAGCCAAAGGGUCAAUCGGUCUUCCAGGCCCCAAAGGGGAAAGGGGCCAAAAAGGGGAUUUGGGGGCCUCUGGUUCUGAUGGCAUCCCUGGAGUUGAAGGACCUCCAGGAAUCCAGGGCCACGUAGGACUACCAGGUACCACCGGACCUCCAGGACCCAGAGGAAAACCUGGGCCAACAGGGCCACCUGGACCACCAGGUACACCUGGACCUCCUGGCUUACCGUACAGGCAUGAGCCUCAGCAACAAACCGUGAGGCCUGCUGCUGGCGCCAAGAGACGGUAACUCUGAAUGAAGAGUCUGAGUGCGAAGUUUUCACACGCAGAAGCUGAGGAAUGACCAUUCUGGAACUAAAUUACUGAUUUUAAUUGAAGACACACAGGAAUUUAUUCAUUGGAUUGUGAAAAGCCAUGAAGACUAAAUCAGAAAAACAGCACACCGGCUUCGCAGUGGAAUUUGACAAAACGUGGUGAUGAUUUAUGGAAUAAGAAAACCCAAAGCAGCCUUCUGUGGACUCAACUAUUGAGUGAAAUCUUAUCUUUUUUGAUUUGUAUGCUUGAGUUUUUCAUAUGGCACAUGUGUAUCAACCAGAUUAACUAAAAAUGAUAAUCUUUUUAUUUCAGAAUGUACCAGAAUAAGAGAAUGCGACAUAGAGGUUUGUUAAGCAAAAAAAAAAAAAAAAAAAAAUUAAAAGUAGGAUGGUAACUAUGAAUUCGGACAGAAUCAAAUUAUUUACUACAAACAGAAAGAUGUUUAAUUUGAAGCACUUUAUUAUCUCUAAAACGUGAAACCUAAAGAGAUUUCAGAGCGGGAACUCUGAAAACAUUUUUGUUAUCUUGCUGGUUUGUAAAGAAAAUGAAGAAAUGACAUUCAGUUUGUUUUCUUUUUUUUAAGAAAUAUUUUUCAGAUGUUUCAGCUUGUGAGGCGACACUGACUAACAAUAAAUAAACAAUUGGGUUUCACAUGGAAACAUGUUACCUGAUGCAUUUAGAGCCAUUUCAUGUACCAUGUUAUGAUCAGACAUCUCGCUGUGAAUUGGUUUAAUGGCUGCACAAUGACGUCAGACUCCCAGAAAGCAUUGACCAUAAUUGAUAAUGUGAUCUAAAAUGUCAAACAUAACAAGGUAAAGUUGGAAUGAUGUGUUUUUUUUCUGUGUAAACUGUGAACAAAGAAAUGUCAGUGAGGAGUCGAGGUACAUAGAGGAAGCAGCUGAUUUCAUUUUAGGCUGAUUGGAGAGCUGGGAAGCAGGAGACGGUCAUCUUCACUAUCGCCUGGUAAGCUCCCCCACACAAACUUAUCAACUUUUAUGAUGUUUUGUGACAUUAGUUCCUCUGUUGGUGAUCAAUUGAAAGGUCUGUGGAUUGCUAAAUUAUAGGAAAAUACGUAAAUAAGGUCGUAACUAACACAGCUUAGCUAGCUCUGCCAUCUUGCGUGAUGACGAAUGCUUGGUGGAAACGGGCGUCAGCUCCAGAGACGUGUGGCUUAAUACGUAAAAAUAAGAAAAUUUAUUUGUCCACUUGAAUUUUCCAUGAAAUGCUUUUCUUAUUGUUUUUUUAUUAUUACUUUGCGGGUCAAAAUCGCUGAAUUUACGCAUUUUCUGUUGAAAUACAUAAAAAAAAGACCCGGAUGAGGCAGUGCUGUGCCUCACCUCACCUCUGGGGGCAGUGCUGAGUUCCAUAGACGCAACGAGCUCUUUUUCUACGCAUAGAAAAGACUGAAAACAGUCGGAGAAAUAACAUUCAGACUCUUUAUGGCUGGAGCAAGAACGUUUUUUCUUCUAUAAAUGUCUGUGCAGAAGGAUCGAGGCUUGGACGUCAUGUAAAAUAAAUAUAAUAUCGUACAUGAUUUUCAAUUUAAAUCAGAAACAAGACGUCAGCCAAACAAAACAUUAAAACAACUAAAUAUUUUACUUGCUAUUAUACUGUUGGAAGCUUUAAUUAGUUACAAUAUAGCUUCUAUAAUGGAUUUUGUAUGUCUCAAAAUGUUGUCAUUUUUCUCAAAAUCUUUACUUUGAUAUCAGAAUGCUGACUUUAAAAAAAAAUGGCUUUAAUCUUAAAAUUCUGACUUUUCCUCUAAAUUUUCAUUUCAAUCCCCAAAUUCUGUCUUUUUCUUGGAAAUUUGACUUUAAUCUCAAGAUUCUGACUUUUUUUUUUCCAGAAUUUUGACAUUUUUUCCAAAAAUGUUGACUUUAAUCUCAAACUUAUGACUUUAAAAUGUUAUUACUUUGAUGUCAGAAUACUGGCUUUUUUUUCUCCGAAUUUGGUUUUUAAUCUCAAAAUUAUGACUUAAAAGAACCUGACUUUGAUCUAACAAUUCGGACUACUGGUGAGGUUCUGUAUUGGACUUUGUCUGUCAUGAACAUCACUGGUCAGCUCUUAACAUGGCACUGAAGUUUGACAGCACAUCUGGACCUGUCCCUCCCAGCUCCAGAUGCAGAGUGCAAAUGGUGAAACAUCCCUGUUGGCUGAUCAUAUUUUGGAAAUAAAUAAAGGAAAGUACUUUACAAAUUUCCAAAAUAUGAAACAUAAAAAGAGAAAUAUGUCAUAAAUCUGUAUAUUUGUAAAUAUAUGAUGUGACAAACAUCUAAGUAUCAAUUAUGGUUAAUGUGUGACAUUCAUUUAUCUCUUAAAAAAUGUUUUAAAAGUGUAAUCUAUAGUUGUGAUGAAAUGCGACUGGUUUGCGUUGAACUUCAAUAAAAAGCUUUUUUUCUGUUUUUUUU